AAAGGAGGACGGGGAAGGAGGGAUGAGACAGAAAUAGGGAGGAGACGAAGUUUGGGACGAGGGCCAAAAGAGGGUACAACUGCUCCUCCGGCUCUUCUAACUCAAAAGAAAUUUGAGAUGCAAGGGAUCCAGACUCGAGCAACGCCAUGCAACCGGCCCGUCAAGAAGCGUCUCCGGAGGAAGGGAGGCAGCUCCAGCAAGACUGUCAGAGAAGUUAUUCUGGAAUUCCUAGCCGCUCAUAUAUCUCCAUGUCUACGGCCCUCACUUCAAAGGAUGAAAGAAAAGAUUCAUCAACAACAGCUUCUUGAAAGCAGGGUUGAGGACUCGGCAAACAGCGAUUUCGAUGAGAUGGAUGGGCCACAGGCCCGGUUCAAACCAGAAGCCAUCGACACGCUAUGUCAGCUGACAAAGUUCAACAAGCGGGAGCUCCAACUGAUGUAUCGGGGCUUCAAGCAGGAGUGUCCCUCAGGCAUGGUUCGUGAGGAGACUUUUAAAGGAAUAUACGCUCAGUAUUUCCCGAAAGGUGCUGACACAAGUCAGUAUGCUCAUUAUGUAUUCAACACCUUCGAUCAGGAUCACACGGGUGCCAUUACAUUCACGGAUUUUGUAAUUGGACUUUCGGUGCUUGCCCGUGGAUCGCUACAAGAGAAACUUAGGUGGGUUUUCAGUCUCUAUGACAUUAAUGGCGAUGGCUACAUCACAAAAGAUGAAAUGAGUAGAAUUGUCACAUCUAUUUAUGACAUGAUGGGAAAGACAAUGGAUCCUCCUUUAGAAGAGUUUACUACGCAGGAUCACGUGGAACGAGUCUUUCAGAAACUGGAUUUGAACAAAGAUGGAGUUGUAACUAUGGAAGAGUUUAUGGAUUCCUGUUCUCAGGAUGAACACAUCAAGAAGUCGAUGACAGUUUUCAACACUGUAUUGUGACAAAUUGUUGGGGGCUUUCUGCCCCAAGAAGAAGAAGGAGAAUUCUUUUGGUAAACGAGUUGUCCCUCUUUCCAAAACUUCACCAACAGCACGUUUUGCGCUGGCAUUUGCAUCCUUGGGAUGAAAAUUAACCAUCAGAAACUUAUUAUUCUGGGACACUGAAAACUUACUUUUAAAGUGUGCCUUAGAUUUGCUAAACACUGUUCUCUGCUUAACAUUCUUAUUGAAGGUCAAUAAUGGUGAUUACUAAGCCCUUGCUCCUUACAUCAGUAUAAUAACACAUUCUAAAAUAUGGGUUCAUAAAGUAAAAUAUUCUCAGCUGCAUAAUGUCGCUGAGCGAUUUUCAUUAUGCAAGCUUCGCAAAAGCACUUUACAAGCUUAUUUUCCCUAUGUUAAACUUAGACACACUCUAUGCAUUUUUAUUAAAUACGUCAUCUAUGCAUUUUUAAUAAGUUCGUAAACAACGCUAACCAAUUUUGUAAUCCCGUCUUUGCAAUACCCGAAGAAAAUUUUGUUUUAAUUUACCCUAGUACUAGUCUUGUGUGGCUAAAUGCUCUCAAAAUACAACGAAUUUAUACACCUUUAAAAAUUUGCUUAAACCAUUUUUAAUUUUUAACUGCAAAUAACUGCAAAGCUUAUUACAGCACAGUAUAAUCCAUAUAAAUAAAAUGUAAUAAUACAAUCAUAAUAAAGACUCCCUAUAAAUAAAAUAUAAUAAUACAAUCAUAAUAAAGACUUGGUAAGUUAUGAGUUGCAAAAAUAUUACAUUUACUCUUUUCAGAAACACAAGUUACAGAAACAUUGAGCAUACGUUGCACGAAUUUGCCUUUAUAUAGCAGAAAUUGUUAAUAUAACAUUUUGUUGAACACACAACUACAAAUUUAUUACAAAAUUUAACAUUUUUUACAAUCGUAUUGUGCAUACGAGUGAUUUAUUCAUCACUUUCCAGUCACUUUGUGCAUACACAAUAGGAUCUAAAUUACCUUAACAAAGAUGGGUCGAUAUUAUUCUAGUAAUUCGUAUAUUUGGUUGAUGAAAUUUAUUUAAGUAUAUACUUUGAAUAAACCUCAUUCAAAAACACAGUUAUACAUAACCCUUGAUUUGUAUUUUAUUGCCGUCUGGCGGAAUUCUAGGCACAUCUUUAGAAAUAUAAAUAAAACGAAAAUGUCGUAAAUAACAUGAGCGACGAGUAAAUUCUAAAUACGAAAUCUCAAAAGAAUUUAACUGGCAGUCAAUCUAUAAUAUCUUUCGCGCUUAAAUUAUGGUAGCAGUCACGGUAACAGAUUUACAGGACAGCAUUCCUUAUACUACUGCAAAUUACAAAUUCAAUUUUUACCAUUAUUUGGUUGAAUGAUAUAACAUUUAGUUUGAGAACUCUAUCCUACUAUAUACAUUCAAAUAUAUUUUAUACAUGUGCGUGGGUAUAUGCAGUUGUAUGUGCAUGAUCAUGUAUGUGUAUGUGUAGUUAGAUAUGGAUGGAUGAAUAUAUGUACUUAUUUUGUCCGAAUAUAUGUACAUUGUAUGUGUUCCAUCUUACAUCCCACUAAAGUACAAUGUAGGAAUUAUAGAUUUGUGGUACAUAUUGUUACGUAUAACUGAGAAUAUACUUUAUUUUAGUUAAACUGAAUUAAUUUUCGCUAUUUUCAGCAAGAUAGAGUAGAAGACAACAAUCAAAUAUUAUUUUGCAGCUAAAUAUGGUAUCCAAGAUCUAUUGUAAAGAUACCUUAUGACCAAAAUUGAAUAUUUAGGCUUAUAGUAAAAUUCCAUUGAAUUAAAGUAUGCUUUCUUUCUUUACUCCGACGGCGGGGCAGCCGAUCCACUGGAACAGUUUGCAUGUCGGCCAGGUGGCCCCGCUAACGGAAUUAACUUUGCUAGAAAGUUUCAGGCUUAUGUUUGGCGGAGGGUUAAAAUACGCUAUUAAUAAAAACACAAAACCCAUGGCCAUGCUUUCCUAUAAGUUCGUGUUUUAUUUUCAUGUACUUACUUAUUUACAGUUACGCUCAAUACAUUACGUUCGGAUAUCCUCGAUCGACAGAUAUAUGAGUUAGAAGAAAGUUCUGCUUGUCUGUAUAUAUAUAUGUAUAUGUUUAUACUAUAUGCAAAUAUGUGUACACAAUUAUAUAUAUAUAGCUGGAUAGGUUACGAGUAAAUACAAAUGUAUCAUUAUUUGUAUACGUACAUAUAUAUAUAUAAUGUGAAAUGUGAUUUUUUCUGAAAGUUAUAUACAAAUGUAUGCAUUAUUAUACUUACAUGGUAACCUUAUUAUACGGUACGUCUUCUGUUUGAAUGCAUACGUAUUAGGUAUACGCAUGCAAACAAACAUAUAUACAUACACACGUAUGUGAAUGUGAAAUAACAAAGACAUGUUCACAUAAACACAAGUACAAAAACCAAAAUUCACAAAUAAAAUAUUUAAAUUGAAAUAAAACAUUUACCUAAUUAAUUAAGCUGAGGUAUUUUAUGAAGAAUUUUACAUAAUAAUUCCAAUAAGAUGUAAUCUUAUUACCAGUAUUCUAUUAAGUCGGAAAAGAGUUAAUAGAAUGGUCGGAAGCUCUGAAUCAGCACAGACAGUAAAUUAAUUCAACCUAUUCUGAACUGAACUCAUUUAGCCUUCUUGUACAAUUUUUCAGAAAACAUUUGCUGUAGAAAUCGAAACAAUCAAAACCUAUUAUCAGACACCUGAAACUUGAACUUCUAUUCAGACGAACUUCUGCUGCUGAAAGGGUCAAAUUAUUAUUUCAAUUAGCGGUAUACACUUAUUCAGUCAUUCAAUAGGAAACUGCUAAUUUUCAGGAUUCAGAGAACAAAUCUGUAAAAUUUCUAAAAGUAGACAGGAGCUUGGGCAGUGACAUCAUUGCUCUUGUUUAUUUUCCAGUUUAUGAAACUGUCCAUCAUACGACUUUUACACGAUAUCAUAGUAUACAUUUCAUUACUUAAAUAUUUAAAGGUAUUAUUGUUAAAGUGAAAGCUUUUUCAAUUGUCUGAUGUGAAGUACCCGCAUGUAAUGGUAACUGAUUCGAUAUGUUUGUUUAGCUGUAGGUCUCAUAUGAUGCUUACAAGUAUGUAAAAGGAGUAUUUUCAAGUUUCUUAUGUCUUUAUUCGAUUAUAAUAUUCUUCUUUAUUACAAGAAAAGCUAAUAAAAUGGAUGAGAAGAUAUAAAAUAUUAUAUCUGA
This is a messenger RNA of Stegodyphus dumicola, 4097 nucleotides long. Its product is annotated as Kv channel-interacting protein 4-like. Gene Ontology annotation, molecular function: calcium ion binding. NCBI's taxonomy places the organism in Eukaryota, Metazoa, Arthropoda, Arachnida, Araneae, Eresidae. The record is from RefSeq and is a predicted model, not a curated record.